AUGGCGGACUCAAAGGGCCAAACUUUACCAGUCUCGUAUCGAAAAGGAAUUUGGACGUUAUAUACUAUAUACUUGGUUGGAUCAAAAUUUCUGCAUAUAUAUAGGCACGCUUUACUAUCAAUCUUAUCUUGCUUUACUAUAGGUGCUCCUGCGAUAGUCAAUCCUAAACCAGUUAGUCUUUUUGGUUUUGAAAAUCAGAAGGUACAAGUUACCUGUGUAGUGGAAGACACAGUUUCCAAUCCAAUUGAGAUAACAUUUUUGAGGAGGACUAAAUUUGGUGACGUCACUUACAUAAAAGAUGAAGGACCUAAUGGACGCCGCUAUUUUCAAAAACAACCACUGGAUGGCGGAAGAAAACUAAGUGUGACUCUGCAUAUCAAAAAAGUCAUAAAAACGGAUGAUGAACAAUUCGGCGAUUAUGAAUGCAUAGGACGCUCAGCAGGUGGGAGUGAUAGAUAUGGAUUCUCGAUCGAUUUUGUCGACCUAAAAGAGUUACCUGAAGUCCACGCCUCUGGUAAUGUAACAACAAAGAUUGGGAAGCAAAUUCAACUUAGUUGUAAUGUCAUCCUCAAUCCACUGGGAGCCCAACGAUGGCAGAAAUUCGUCAAGUUUACCUGGAUAAAAGAUAGAAGUGUCGUAAUCAAAAGUUCAAAUUCAUUUCCUACUUCCUCAUCAAAUCAAACUCUGGUUUUAAACGUGACCUCAGGUGAUGUGGGCGGUACAUAUACAUGCAACUUGGUGUAUAUGCUGAGAGCUUAUACCAGGAUGAGCAUGUCGAAAACUAUUACCGUAAAAGGUCAGUGCGAUGGCGGUGGCGGUGGCGGUGGCGGUGGCGGUGGCGGUGGCGCGAAUGCUGAUAAUGUUGAUGAUGAUGGUGACGACGAUGAUGAUACCAAUCAUGAUGAUAAUGAUGAUGAUUUCAGUAGGAYCCUAAAAUCACGACAGAUCGUUACAUUAUUACCAACAGAAAGCAAGCUAUAUGAAGUCCACGCCUCUAGUAAUGUAACAGCAAAGUUUGGGGAUCGAAUUCAACUCAGUUGUAAUGUCAACGUCACUGACAGAGGCGCGCUAUUGACGACCAUCGGCACGUUUACCUGGACAAAAGAUAAAAGUGUUCUAAUCGAAAGUUCUUUUUCUAUUUCCUCAUCAAAUCAAACUCUGGUUUUAAAUGUUAGCUCAGGUGAUGUGGGCGGUACAUAUACGUGCGACUUGGAGUAUCUCCUAAGAAAAGCUAGCAAGAGAAGGCUCACAAAAACCAUUACUGUAAAAGUCCAGCCCCAAUUUUUCCCUGAAAAGAAAGAAGAAAAGAAUGGGACGCGGCUUGUGUGUACUGCUCAGGGGAAUCCACUGGUGACCGAAUGGAAAAGAAAACCGUAUCUGCUYCGAGAUGACAUCCUUGUCUUGGAUAAGAAAGAUAACUCAUCUAAAGGAAAGUACGUGUUUUCUAACAUGGAUGACUUCAAGGAUCACAGCUUGACCAUCUAUGACGUACGAUCGUCAGACGCCGGCCAGUACUAUUGUUGUAUCAAGAACAUCAUGAGUUCCACACCCCYGGAAGAUCUCAGUAACUGUCAGAUCUUUGACGUCUCACCCGAACCCCAACACACUGCCUCAUCUUCGAAAUUAUUAGCCCAAGUUGGUUCUUCUGUUGGCAAAACAAGUAUGACGUUUUCUAUCAUUCUCCUCGACUUGCUGUUGACAUGGUUGCUGUCAUGAAACGUCACGUGACCAUUCCACCAGGUCACGUGAUGCCUGAGCAUGGGGAUGUCAUCUAUUAUGUCAGUGAGAUGAAAUGCAAACUUAGUCUUAGAAAAAGCCGUUAAUCUCCUUGCUUGUUGUAUUUAUUGCCUUUAUUAUACUGGGUACACCUACUUCAAAAAACAUUAUCAUUGUCAAAGGCGAUAGACGAUAGGUCAUUCCGACAUGGAAAUGGUUUCGUUGAAUACAAAGAACAUUGAAUCAGACCCAAAACUAACUUGAAGGUCCAUGUUCUUGACGAGAAUAAGAGCAGAAGCACAAGUCAUUCCAUAUAUUCUAUAUCGUCUAUCGCCUAUUGCCUUUGGCGACAACAACGUUUUUUGAAAAAGGUGUAUAAGAGUAGUUAGCAGUAUAUUUUCCGUAGUCUUAUCUGUAAAACAAAAUGGAUACGUUUGGGUUUUCAUUUGUGUGACUCCAACGAACUGAACAAUAAAAUGGAAAAUAUCUUUU
Molecule: messenger RNA, 2208 nt
Organism: Actinia tenebrosa (Australian red waratah sea anemone)
Lineage: Eukaryota; Metazoa; Cnidaria; Anthozoa; Actiniaria; Actiniidae
Product: titin-like
Biological process (GO): cell-cell adhesion
Cellular component (GO): plasma membrane; cell-cell junction
Molecular function (GO): cell adhesion molecule binding; calcium ion binding
Source: RefSeq, a predicted model, not a curated record